GGCGGUGCGUCCGUGGGCAUGGUUGGGGGGCCCUACCCACCAACAAUGGGAGGAGGUCCUACCGGCGGUCCUGGUCCCGAGUCGCCCUUCUUAUAUCACAACUCCAACGCGCAGAAUAUGAUGUCCUCACAACAACAGCAACAGCAUAAAGCAGCAACUUCGGGUAUGAUGAGCGGAAGCGAAGCCGCCACAGGAUUUCCUCCCUUAGGUCCUUCAGGCGGCGGUCGGGGCAUGUACGUCGGUAGCCAGCAAGGGGGUGGUGGUGGUGGUGGUGGAGGCUCCUAUCCAAUGGGCGAUCCCGGCUUCCCUCGGGGUACAGGUGGUCCCGGGGGCUACCAGCAGCCAAUGAUGAAUGGAGUCGCUGGACAGCGAAUUUCCCCGCAACAACAGCAACAACCACAACAGCGUAGCUCUGGUGGUCCUCCAAUGCCUUUGGAUCCCAACACAGGACGCCCGCUUCCAGUUCCUGGCUAUCAGAUGAACAAUUCAUAUGCC
This is a messenger RNA of Dibothriocephalus latus, 495 nucleotides long. The record is from the annotation of a GenBank genome assembly. Lineage: Eukaryota; Metazoa; Platyhelminthes; Cestoda; Diphyllobothriidea; Diphyllobothriidae.